Molecule: messenger RNA, 1979 nt
Organism: Trachymyrmex cornetzi
Lineage: Eukaryota; Metazoa; Arthropoda; Insecta; Hymenoptera; Formicidae
Product: pro-resilin
Exons: 3
Coding region: 65-487 (140 amino acids)
Source: RefSeq, a predicted model, not a curated record
UAUAAAUGACUCCGGUCUACCUUCCACGAAGUCACAGAACUGAGGCGGCAUCGCAGAAGCCGACAUGAAUCCUCUGAUCGCGUGUAUGAUUGUCGGUCUGGCAGGGUUCGCCCUAGCGGAGCCGCCUGUGUCCUCCGGUUACAGUUACAACAGACCUUCCGGUGGUGGCGGCGGCGGGGGGGAGGAACUACAGUCCCAACAGUCUGGCGGAUUUGGUGGAGGCGGAUACGCUCCUAGCUCUAGCUACGGAGCACCGUCGCAGCAAUACGGUGCCCCGUCGACGCAAUACGGCGUGCCCAGCUAUCAGACCCGCGUUGUAGGCAUCGAUCUUGAAGGCAUCAGGCAAGCCAUCCAGGUGGCCCAAUUCAAUCAGGUCAGCCAAGGCCCCGGAGGCUACCCCAGCGGACCCAGCACUAGCUACGGAGCGCCCAGCAGCAGUUAUGGAGCACCUAGUAGGCCGUCCAGUAACUACGGUGCGCCGUUCUAAGAAAUCACUUUGGUCUGGAUGAUACUGAUGAUGAUGAAAGAGAGAGAGAGAAUGAGUGAGAGAAAGAGAGAGAGAAUGUGAGAGAGAAAAAGAGAGAGAGAGAGAAAGAGUGGAUAAUGGCACCGGCCGACGACAACGACUACUUUCCGAGAUUUUCGACGCAGCCGAAACUCGCCAACGCAUAGAAGACUCACGGAGAAGAUCUGACAUAUUUGGAAAAGAAGAUCACAACUGUUUAUCACCAGUUUCUCUCAAAGUGACACAUUCCUUGGGCUCGCAACUCGGAAGGUCGUCGAUGCCAGCAAGUCAAAUCGUCGCGCGGAAUCGCUUCACGUAGAUCAAUAUUCGAAGAUUGUCCGAAAGGAGUUGAAUCGUCGUGUUAUCCGCGUUACUCGGCUUACCUCGUGACUUCAGAACACGUCCUUUGACUAAUCAAUGUCAAUGGAUCGGGCCAGUCAGGACGAAGACACACGCGAGAAACGGAAACGGGGACCAACAGGAUGACGCUUGGUCCGUUGGGGAUAAAAAAUAGUCGUCGCUUCAACGGAUCAGGGUCUUCUGGAAUCCACCAAAAGAGUAACGCCGAGUAUACGUGGACCAGCAUCUUUCCCCCGGGCCCCUUGACUUGUCGAGAAUCCAACGGUCGUCGCUUUGACAAGUCCGCGGGGUCCGCGGGAGUGAACGUGGCCCAGUUUCCUACCUUUUUCGACCCUUUUUUCCCUUCCAUUUCCGGAAGGGACAGGGUCGUUCAAGAUGAUCUUGGGCGGUCGGAGCGGUGCCGAAGUCUAUCGUACCAAAAUCGCAUCAAUCAUCGCGGUCGUCUCCGCGUAUCGAAAAAUCGAGGAACAGUGAUAGUCAAGGGGGGACAAGCGUAGUCGUUGACGCAAACACACUUCACACUUCAUCCCCGACGAAUUGCGUUCGCUUUCGUCAGGGCACUCAUAUUACAAUAGAAAGGACGGAGCGGGAGGACUAGGAGGAGGAGGCCGACAAGCCGAAGACGUGAUCAGCGCGGUAUCAACGCGCCUUGUAAAUAAAAAUACGUCGCUGUACCGCGGCGUUCGCUGUUAUAACGCGGACCAGCUCUUCCGUCGAAGAAUCGUCUCACCGAAAUCCUUAAUCCGGGACAUCCAGAGUCAGUUUCUGGUUCGUGAGAGAAGAUGAUGGCUUCCGAACUGUUUCUUUUUCAACCCUGAAGAAGAACUCGGAAGAAUUGGAUACCCAGAGUCAUUACGCGCAAGUAAAGUCGAUUUCGCACAGGAAUAUCGACCUCUAUCUGUCCGUAAGAAGAAAGAAAAGAUUCAUCUGGCACAAGGAGCGAUCCGGAUUACAAAGCGGAUGCCGCCGUGUCCGAGCAACACGUACAUCCGACGCCACAAAUACACACUAUUUUUUAUACAUAACGCUCUUUAACCACGCAUCUUUUUGUACUUGUAUAAAGGCUUUUUUUGUAGAAAAAAUAAUAAAAAAAGAACGUCGCCACCGUUGAAAA